AUGGCGGCGGGGGACGCGGAGCAAGUGCGGUACUGCGGCCGCUUCUCCUAUCUCUGCCUCAAGCUCACCCUAAUCACCUACUCCACCACCUUCUGGGUGAUUGGAGCCCUCGUCCUCGCUGUUGGCAUUUAUGCAGAAGUUGAAAGGCAGAAGUACAAAACUCUAGAAAGUGCUUUUCUAGCCCCAGCAAUUAUUUUAAUACUUUUGGGUAUUGUGAUGUUCCUCGUGUCUUUUGUGGGUGUACUGGCUUCUUUAAGGGACAAUUUAUGCCUUCUGCAAGCAUUCAUGUACAUUCUUGGUAUCUGCUUGCUGAUUGAGCUGACUGGUGGAGUGGUAGCCCUGAUCUUCAGAAACCAGACAAUCAACUUUUUGAAUGAUAACAUUAGAAGAGGAAUUGAGAAUUACUAUGAUGAUUUAGACUUCAAGAACAUCAUGGAUUCCGUUCAGAAGCAGUUUAAGUGCUGUGGUGGGGAAGAUUACAGAGACUGGUCACAGAAUGUGUACCACAACUGUGCAGCACCAGGACCGCUGGCAUGUGGGGUGCCUUACACCUGCUGUGUAUCAAAUAAGACAGGCAUUAUCAACACUAUGUGUGGAUACAAAACCAUUGACAAAGAGCGCCUGAGCGUUCAGCACAUCAUCUAUGUCCGUGGGUGCACCAAUGCUGUGCUGAUUUGGUUUCUGGACAACUACAGCAUCAUGGCUGGUGUGCUGCUGGGCAUAUUGCUGCCCCAGUUCCUGGGAGUGCUGCUGUCCUUACUUUACAUCACCAGGGUGGAAGAUAUCAUCACCGAGCACAAGAUGAGUGAAAGACUCUUUGAAGAGACAGAGCAGAGAUCUGCCCCUGACUUUGCUGGAGCUGGCUGCUGCAUGUGUUACCCAGGGUGACUUCAGAACCCUCAAACAGGGCUAUAAAAAGGGGCAAAUCCAGCUAUUCUGGUUUGUGCUGGCUGUGACAGACUGGGGGUGUAAGGAAUCAGCCAGCAGGCCGGUGGUGGGUCAGCAGCACGCCGACACCUCUGUGGCCUCAUU
Molecule: messenger RNA, 1032 nt
Organism: Indicator indicator
Lineage: Eukaryota; Metazoa; Chordata; Aves; Piciformes; Indicatoridae
Gene: TSPAN15
Product: tetraspanin 15
Exons: 8
Coding region: 1-888 (295 amino acids)
Cellular component (GO): membrane
Source: RefSeq, a predicted model, not a curated record